AUGGAGGAAUACGACCUCCUCAUCGUCGCCGACGCGACGGCGUCCAUGGGUGGGUACUUGACCUCCCUCAACACAUCGCUCCCUCAAAUCAUCUCCAUCUCCGCGAUCACCGGAUGCUUCUCUCGCAUCGGAAUAAUCGCCUAUCGAGACUACAUCGACUUUAGCUGCAUCGAGUGGUCCGAAUGGCUCCAUCUCGCGCCGGCUGACGAGACUACACAGCAACCAAACCUCAUAUCCUUUGCCACGAGACUCACACCUAGCGGCGGCGGAGACUAUCCAGAAGCAGCAAAAACUGGCCUCGCAAAGGCGCAUUCUGUGAUGCGAUCCGAUGCGAAAACGGUCAUACUCCUCUACACCGACGCGCCUCCUCACGGAACAAUCCCGAAACCCGACAUCAACACCAACGCUGGAGCUGAGCAAGAAGCGUUAUCGAAGCCAGAAUCCUUCGAUGGCCAUGGACCGCGAUUCCUGGAUUGGGUAUCAGCCGCCAAGACGCUGAGCAGCGAUGAGAAGCAGGCCCAGGUUUUUGCUCUCCUCGAACGAAACAUGCGUGAAGCUGCUACAGCGUACUAUACUUACCUAUGCUCAAUGACCGACGGUGCCUGCAUCCGCCUGAAUGAUUCCAAGCCGCAGACGGUAUCGAAGGGUACUGUCGAUCUGCUCCUAUCGUGGAUGGGUGUGCAGAAAAUGACGGCCGGCUCGGCCACGGAGGCAAUCCCUGGGCAUCUCUUGCGCUAUGAUUCAACCGACGGUAUUAGAGAUCUCAAGGAUGAGGGAGAUCCGAGUACUCAGAACUUCUUUCCGGUUCCCUACACGCGAGGGCCCAUAGACAACAUGGAUUCGAUAGAGCUAACGCCAGAUGUUGUCAUCCAUGAACUACCAAAGAAGUCGACUCCUGCCGAAGAUCCCACGCGACGGUGGGCGAACGAUUCCGCGUACAGAAACACUGCGUCACAGCAUUUGAUGAGGAUUAUCGAAGAGGAUCUUCGAGCAAUAGCGAUCAACCCGGUUUUCGGAGCUCUGUGGAGAGCCGUCUGCAGCGACAGAACAUAUGCGGGACGAGACGGCUUGGUCAAUGCAUUCAGCCAGGCGGUGGAAAGGAUACGGGAUCCAACCGAGAAAGCAAUGAUGAAUGAAUGGCUCCUGGAAUCAUACAAUUUCUCGGCUCAAGUUCAGGCGAUUAUCGACCAAGUUCCGGAGGCAGAGAGGUUCCCUUGCGUGUUCCUCGAUCCGACCAUCGACUUUGAAUUAGUGAAUACAGAGGACGAUGUUGGUUCGCUCAAGAGCCUCACCCGGUUUGAGCUUCUCGAAAUUACGCGAUCUUGUGAUUCUCGAAUCCUGCGCCGGCUUGGACGCGUCCUCACAAGACUCACGUAUGUCAAGGACGCCACACAGAUGCCAGCACAUAUUGCAAACUCGAGCGACGAGCAGGUUGCAGCGAUACCAUUGGCUUUGUCGAAGAAAGAAUAUGGACGGCACUUCUGGAAAAUACUACUUCACACGAUAGUGGUCGGAACGCAGUUGACUCCGCGAGGGGCCGCAGUUCUCGCUGCUUUAAGCAUCCGCUUAGGCAUUGCCUUCUUCACCGGUAUCGCCGAAAAUGAGAUGCUCAGCUACAAGAGCAAGUGGAAUAACGUUGAGAUACCAGAGACGUGGGCGAUCGGCUGUUUGACGCUUCUCCUUGACGCCGACGAGGCAUACAGAAAAACACGGAGGGACACGAAUGGCGAUGACAGUGCAGUAGAGAAACCAUUGAGCCUGCUCAAAGACUCUGACGCGCGUCUCUUUGAGCAACUUGUAGCAUUCAAAACUCUCGAGCAUAAUCUGGACACUCCACUCAAUGCCCGUGUGCCAUGGACGCCAGAUAAGGCGAUAUCAAGCAUCGGCCCGUUGGCAAAAUGCGAGCAAUGUCAAUACCUCCGGUCGGUGAGCAUGAUGGGAGAAAAUGGCAAGUGCGGCAUUUGUCUCAAGCCAGAAUUGACGGCAGAGCAGUACGGCAGACUUGUCAAGCUCCGGGUUUCUCAAGAGAUUGAUUCUCGCUCGGACGCAGCCUGGGUAGAGUGCAAUGUCCCAUCCUGCAGGGCACAGUACGUGGUAUAUGAUGUGGAUGGGCUUCGAGUUCGCCCAAAGUGCUACUACUGCAGGCACCAAGGGUUGGGCGCCGACACAGCCCGAGGUACCGUAGCGCCGAUUGUCGAGUGUACCAGGUGUGCCAACCGAAUGAUAUGGCCAGACGCAUAUCGGCCAGAAUCCUUCAAUGCCGCCGAAUUCGUCUGCCCGCCUUGUGUGUCGGGACGCGAGACGACUACCGACCUCGAGACAUCUGCAAGAGCCCUCGCGGCGGAAAACACCUUGGCCUGGCUGGUACGAGAUUCGGAGAAGCCGAGGGUGUCGCCCUUCACAAACAGAUCUGUAUACCACACUGUCUCCACCAUGGGAACUGAAGGAUUCCAGCGCCGUAUCACGCUCUUCCCCAAGAUCGAGAAACCACUGACACAGCGUGGGAAGCCGAUCCAAAACACCGAAGGGAUGGUAUCAACCCUCAAAGAUCUCGUGGCCAAGCGCAGGUCCGCGAAAGCCGACUGUUCCCUUUGUUUCUCUUCAUUCCGGCCCUCCACCCUGAAUCCCGCCUGCGGCCGGAAAGGCUGCCUUCAACGUAUUUGCACGAGCUGCUCGAACGGAUGGUACGGCAGCAACACAGCUGGCUGCAUAAUCAACACGGCCGCCCUCGCUUGUCCCUUCUGUCGACGGCUCCCGGCCCCACAGACCCUUUCAAAGUAUGGCAACGGUAUUCACGGCGUCAAGGAUUUGAAUCGUGCGAUCGAGAACCACGGCUCGUGGAUAUACGCUUGGUGUUCAGUGUGCGCGUCGGCGAAGGAGUUUGUCGGGCGGGAUUGUGCGCGUGGGCAGCCGCCAGAGCUCCGCGGCUGGAGAUGCGAGAGCUGUGUCGAGGAGCUGGAACGAGCGGCUAGCGAAACGGGGUAUGAGCGAGACCUGAAAAUCAAGCCCUGUCCGAAAUGCGGAACCAUGACAGAGAAGAUCUCAGGAUGUGGGCAUAUAACGUGCCCGGUCGACGGGUGUGGCACAGACUGGUGUUAUUUCUGUGGGAAGGAGGAAGACGACAUUUAUGAUCAUAUGACGAAUGCGCACGGCGGAAUUUAUGAUAAUGGAGAUGAGGAAGAGGUUCCGGAGUAUGAUUUUACUGACCAGAUCUAG
Molecule: messenger RNA, 3216 nt
Organism: Aspergillus calidoustus
Lineage: Eukaryota; Fungi; Ascomycota; Eurotiomycetes; Eurotiales; Aspergillaceae
Source: the annotation of a GenBank genome assembly